Messenger RNA from Mustela erminea (ermine), 8833 nucleotides. RefSeq names its product tetratricopeptide repeat domain 6 (gene TTC6). NCBI's taxonomy places the organism in Eukaryota, Metazoa, Chordata, Mammalia, Carnivora, Mustelidae. Gene Ontology annotation, molecular function: protein binding. The transcript has 32 exons. The record is from RefSeq and is a predicted model, not a curated record. Bases 176 to 5818 code for a protein of 1880 amino acids.
UUGUUGCCGAGCAACGGAGCGCGUUCUUCCUUCCAGUAGAGCCUGUCCGAGCCCACCCGGCUGCUCGGCCCCCCGGAAGGCGGGCGGGAUAUAACGCCGGGCCGAGGCACUGUCAACCUUCUCGCCGUCUGAAUGGGAGCAGAGGCGUCCCGGCAGGCGGGACAAAUUAGCCAAGAUGUCCGCAGUUUCGAAGCAUUUUGGACUGAAAUACAAAGAAGAAUCCUACAUCUUUAAAGAGCUUGAGAGGAUUCGACAGGAAACUAAAAAGGAUCUUCUCCAAUUCCAGCAGAAGUUGGCCCCCAAGCCGGCUGUGGAUGAAGCUUCAGUGUGCGGCCUCCAGGCCCCGGGCCCUGCCCCUCCUGGGGAGAAGGGCAGCGCCGCCUACGAAGGACCCCAAAAGCCAUCAGGGUCCCCUCGAGCUAAAGGCCCUACGACCCUCACUGCGGCCCUCCUGCAGCAGGCGCCCCGAGGCGCAGCGCGGCCUCCGGCCCCGAGCGAGGAGGCCGCUCCUGGAAAGACCCGGCGGUUUCGCCCCCAGGACUUCUACGUGCGGAGCUCUGCGUUCCUCCGGCACCCGCUCCCGAAAAAGCCGCCGGUCAUUGCCUCCAGGGCUGGCACGUCCAGACCGUUAGUCCCGAUGCCGCCCCCAGCGGCAAGGGAGAGCCCCGGGGCGCGCCUGGGCGGGAGGAGCCCGCGGCCCACGGGCCUCAAGCCGGUCCCGCGUCCCGACCGGGAGCGCGGCGUGAAAGAGGGCACGGCUACGCCCGCAGCGGACCGCCAGGCCAAACCGAGGACGCGCAGCUCCAUUUCCAGCCGGGAGGGCGACGUGGAGGCGGGCGGCCAGCGGAGGAGAGCCAGGGCUCACACCCCCUCCUUGAGCCGGGCCUUAGCCAGCCGACCGCUCGGGUCAGUUUCCGAAAGCCAGCGGGGGAGCAUCCGGCUGGGCCGCUCGCGGGAGGCCGCUCAGCCGGUGCGAGUGAUCCCGACUUCCAUAGAGGAGAUCAUCGCCUCCUUGCAGUCGGAGGCCCAGCUGGCCUCCGACCAGACCAUCAAAGAGCUCAUCCAGAGUGUCCUCGGCGAGAACUACGACCUUAAAAUGGAAGAUAUAUCUUUAAUGGGGAAAGUGUACUGGCACAAGCCAUCUCAAGAGCAAGCAGAGCAAGGAUUACAGAUAAAUCUUGAGGAACCUCAAAUGAAUAUGCUUGAAGAACUUCCUAAAGCUAUCUCAAGUAUUUUCCAGCUUGAGCAAGAAGAUAUGUUAGAGUGGGGAGUCUCAGAAGCAGGAAGCACAGUAUGUAAAUCUCAGGAAACUCUGGAAGUUCGGCCAGCAGAUGAAUCGUCUUCGUUGAAAGACGAACAGCCCACAGGUGAUUCCAAAGCAGCCAAACAGGCAUCUUCAAAGGUGAAAUCAUCAGAAUUUUUGCAAAUUAGAGGAAAAGAAGUUAAGCGAACACAAAAAAGUAAAUUAGGAAUUCCAGAACAGAGACAAAGAAGGUGUUCAAAACCCUCGUGGGAUCAAAAACUACCGAAAAAAAAAAUUCUGCAAGACUACCACUUUCCAACCCUUCAUGAUCUGUGCACCACUGUCCCAGCCCAGGAGCUGCCUGUUAACUUGCACUUGGCUUCUCGAGUGUACCAUACAGCUGACAAGAAAGGUCACAAUACUUUGCUUACGAUAUUGGGAACCUCUUUCUUAGAUAAUCACUUAACAGAUGAAGAGCGAAGAGACAGAAUACUGCAAGGAAUUCCUGUUGUGGAUCACAAUCAAGACUAUGUUCCAGUCCUCCCACCACCACCAGUGGUAUUACCUCAGCUGACACAAGGAACUAGGCAACUUGCUCCCAAACCAUACCUACAACUCUUGGGAGAAGAAGUGUCUGCUUAUCCAGGAUGUACGAAGUUGUUUUGGAGUCUAACUUCACCCAAAUUCUCUGCCCCAGUAUCUGUUAUGAAGGAAACUCUAUAUCCAGAAUACGAGAGUAUUCAAACAAGCAGAAUUUUAACUGAGAGAUUUUCAGCUGAAAGCAAGGAAAGUGUCGUUAUUUUAAAUCAGCAUAGCAGAAGUACUAGGUUUUUUUCCCUAAGAAAAUCUGCAUCCUUUGAAAAUAUUCAAAAAUGUUUCAGUACACCAUUGCCACAGUUAAAGAGAGUAAAAUCUGCAGUUGAAUUGAAGAAGGAGGAGGAGGCCACAACGCCAAUAGAGAUUAAGGAUGACAUGCAAAGCAAUAUAAAAGACAUUGUAUUUCAGAAAGCAAAGCAGUUGGAGGAUUGGACGGCUCAGCAAAAUCAAACUGAAGAACCCUCUGAGAAAGAAAAUAUAGAUACCAUCUUAGAUAACAUUCAAGACAGAAGCAGUUUGAGAGAUCUGUCUCUCUCUCUCAUUGAAGCAUCUAAAAAAGCUGGCAUUAGUUACAUCGUUUAUCCCAAGAAAAAGAAGACGAGACUGAAGAAAAGAUUGAAGCACAGUAAACUUACAGCUGUGUAUGAUGAAUUAUCCAAGCCUCCAAAAGUGCUUAAAAGAUCAACAUCUCACGGAAUCCUUCCUGGACAGAAGAAAUAUUUAAUCAAAGUUCCAUUAUAUGAACGUAAACUUCCUUGUCCCAGUCUACCUAUGUGUUUAAAUUUUGAUGAAUUUGUCCAAAGUAAGGGAGGAAUUCCAGAAAAUUGUGACCCUCGAAUGUGGGCUCUUGAUAUGUUCUCUCAUCAUAAAAAUCAGAAGACGACCACAAAAAAGAAAGUUGUUAAAAUAUCUAUCCAGAAAGCCUCAUCUGAAAGAAUAAAAGAACCACCAAAAAUAGAAUUGAGUGAUUCUUUGAAGUCUAGUCUUUCUCCAGAACUUAUUAAACAUUACGAAUCCGAAGUGGAGAUCCUGACUAAAGAAAUAAAUGCUAAGAAAAAAUACCCUGCAUUUGCAUAUUGUAGGCGUGGAGCUAUUUAUAGGAAACUAGGAAAGUUACAGAGUGCCAUGAAAGAUCUGCAGGAAGCUAUAUUUUUGGAGCCAUUGUUUCUCAAUGCCUACUGGCACCGACAUUUCAUUUAUCUUUUUCAAGACAAAAUUAAUGAAGCUUUGGAUGAUUUGAAUUAUAUAAAUAAAUACAAUAAAAAUAAUGGAGAGGCAUAUUUGUCAAAGGCAGAAAUUUUCAGGAGAAGAAACAACAUUACUUUAGCAAUUCUAAACUAUACCCAGGCAAUUAAAUGCAAGCCCACAGAUGCCGAUAUAUAUUUCAGGAGGGGUGAGAUGCAUGAAAUAGGAAACAAAGUACUGGCCAUUGAUGACUUCUCUAGAUGUAUUUUUUAUGAUCCCAAAAGAACAGAUGCGUUAUUAAAACGUGGGAUGUUUUACUAUGAAAAUGAAAACUGGAUUUCAGCCAUACAAGAUUUUACAGCUCUAUUAAAUAUAGAUCCCCAAAAUUCUCAAGCCAGGACAUACAGAGGAAGAGCAUAUUUUAAACGGCAAUAUUAUAAACAAGCAACUCAAGAUUUUUCUGUGGCAAUUCACUUAGAUCCUAAUAACUGGUUAGCUUUGUAUUACAGAGCCUGCUUAUUUAGAAAGAGUAGCCCCUUUAGAGCACUGCAGGAUUAUAGUGUUUCAGCUCUCAUAAAUGAUGGCUAUGAGAAUCUUGGUUGUUUUCUACAUCGGGGCAUACUCUAUGCAGAUCUAAAACUUUGGUUGCUGGCAAUCUGUGACUUUGAAACUGUUAUUUCUCUAGAAAGAACCCUUAUUUUGGCUUACAUAAAUAUUGGCCUCAUACAUCUGCUAUACUUGGAUAACUACUUUGAAGCCACUUUGCAUUUUUCUGAGGCUAUUAGACUUGAUCCUUUAUAUAUUCAAAGCUAUAUUUGUCAAGCAGAAACCUAUCAGAAGUUACAUAAACCGAAAGAGGCAGUAAGAGAGUUAUCGCGUGCUAUCCACCUUCAGCCAGAUGGAAUCCAAUUAUAUAUAAUAAGAGGACAAUAUCUUCUUAUGAUGAAAUGUUAUGAUCUUGCAAAGUUUACUAUUUAUCAAGUAGCAGAAAUGAACAAAGGUCUCAUUGAGUUGAGUCCUAUACAGCAAGCACUCAUUUAUUCAUUUUGUGAAAACCAUGACAAGGCCAUCCAGGUCUUGGAUAGUGUCACUUUGAACAGGCCUGAGCUCACCAUGUAUAUUCUACUAGCAAAAGCCCAAAUGAAGGCCAAGAGAAACAAGGAAGCUGUGAGAAUGUUUAAAAAGGCGUUGGAUAUCUUUUCUCAUUCUGAUAAAGGACCAAAUGCGGUAGCAGCUUCAGCAGACUGUCUGUAUAACUUGGGUCUUUGUUACAUGGAAGAAGGCAACAUACAAAUGGCUUUUGAUUGUUUUACAAAAGCUGUGAAAGCAAAUCCUGAUUUUGCAGAAGGCUUUUAUCAACGUGGGCUUUGUAAAGUAAAACUCCAAAAGGAUAGCUCGGUCCUGGAUUUUAAUCGUGCAAUUACCCUCAAUCCAAAACAUUACCAGGCAUACUUAAGCCGAGUAGCCUUCUAUGGUUUGAAAGGUAGAUACUCCAAAGCAAUCUUGAAUUGUAAUGAGGCCAUUAAAAUUUAUCCUCAGAGUGUGCGUGCCUAUAUCUACAGAGGAGUUCUGAAAUACUACAACAAGACUUAUAAGCUAGCGAUUACAGAUUUAACUACAGCUAUCAAUAUGGACAAAAACAGUUAUGUAGCAUUUUAUAACAGAGCAUUAUGCUACACCAAGAUAAACGAACUUCAAAUGGCAUUAAUAGAUUAUGGAAUUGUGCUUCUUCUUGAUGCUGGAGAAACUGUGACUUUAAAUACUUUCAUUAAUCGUGGACUCAUCUACGUAGAGUUACAGCAGUAUAGUUUCGCAUUGGAGGAUUUUAAACAAGCUGCCCUGAUAAGCAAGACUAAUGUGAGCCUUUGUCAAGCAACUGCCAUGUGCUAUCACAGAAAUAAAGAGUUUGAAGAAGCUGUUGAUUUCUUCACUUGGGCUCUUAAAAUUAAUCCAUGUUUUCUGGAUGCUUAUGUUGGACGGGGAAAUUCUUACAUGGAAUAUGGUCAUGAGAAAGCCACCAAACAAGCACAGAAGGACUUUCUGAAAGCAUUGCACAUUAAUCCAACAUAUAUAAACGCCAGAAUUAGCCUGGGUUAUAAUUUGCAGGCCCAAGGAAAAUUCCAGAAAGCUUGGAAUCACUUUACCAUUGCCAUAGAAGUUGAUCCAAAAUGCUAUUUAGCCUAUGAAGGAAGAGCCGUGGUCUGUCUUCAGAUGGGUAAUAAUUUUGCUGCAAUUCAAGACAUUAAUGCUGCCAUAAAGAUCAAUACGACAGCAGAAUUCUUAACAAAUCGUGGUGUGAUUCAUGAGUUUAUGGGUCAAAAACAGAAUGCAAUGAGAGACUAUCAAGCAGCAAUUUCUCUAAACCCCACAUAUUCACUGGCUUACUUUAAUGCAGGAAAUAUCUAUUUUCACCACAGGCAGUUUUCCCAGGCCAGUGACUACUUCUCAAAAGCUUUAAGGUUUGAUCCAGAAAAUGAAUAUGCUACCAUGAAUCGAGCUAUUGCAAAUACAAUAUUAGAGAGAUACAAAGAAGCCAAAGAAGAUUUUGCACAUGUGGUUGAAAGCUGUCCCUUCUGGGCCGCAGUAUAUUUUAAUAGAGCACACUUCUACUGUUGUUUAAAGCAAUACGAACUAGCUGAGGAAGACCUAAGUCAAGCCCUGUCUUUGACGCCUGACGAUGCUCUAGUGUAUAAACUUAGAGCUGAGGUUCGUGGUAAAAUAGGUCUGACUGAGGAAGCUGUGGCUGACUAUAUUCAAGCACUCAACCUUCAAGAAUAUGCCUCAGGGAUAUGAUUACAGGGACCAUGGUUUCUGUAGCAAUCUACACAGCUCUUCUUCCCGAAAUUGAAACUUAUUUGUUGUUUCAAAGGUUUCACUAUUUUCAUUAUUGCAUUCAUUAUGUUUUAUUACCUGUAUAACCCUUUAAUUCAUUUUAACAAUAUAUUUACAUAUUAAUUCUAAGAACUCUAGAUCAUUUUCUGCACAUUUGAAAAAACUAAUAAUAACUGAAUUUCUUCAUGAGAUGCAGACUUCAAAUGGGAAUGUUUCUUUGGGAAUACUAACAUUUAAAAUGUUUUCUUUAAAGUAAAAUAAUUUCUUUUGAAACACUAUAAUCUGCAUGAUUAUAGAAAAAGUAUCAUUGAUCUUUUCAUCAAUACCUGCUCAUGAUGUAGUUGACCAUAUCCAGGUUUAAAAAAAAUAAAUGCAGAUCUUAUGGCUAUAAAGAAAUUAAAUACAUUUUUUCUCUCUUCCUGUAAACAAUGUCUACACAGGUCCCUAUUUUUCCUGGUACUUGUGUUAUUCCACCAGAUAAACACGUUUCUCUUUUACAUGUUUCCUCCGUUCCAACACAGCACCUAAAAAAUUUUGACCUUCCCGUUUCCUCGAUAUAGUUCUUUUUACCCCUUUGAUGAAAGUUUCAUAAACAUAUGUAAAAACUUUGUAUACAUUUAUAAUGAGUGCUUCAAAGAAGUUAAUGAGUAAAAAUUAAAGACCGCUAAAAAUUCUGUAUAGAAUGUCUAUAAAGGAUCCUUGGGUGAACCAGAGAACCCCUUUUCUUUAUUUUACUGCUAAAAACAAAAUUUCAUCCACAUUUGCUUCACUCAUUUAUGUUCGUUCUUCGUUUCAUUCUUCCAGUACAUCUCUAGUUCCUCAGAGACUUGUUUUCCCAGAGAUCAGACAUUUUGGAAAGAAUACUUCUAUCCACUCAGUUUCCUUUUUUAAAAAUUUUGAUGUACCAGAUUUUCACAGUAGAAGGUUGAUUUUCAUUUGUAAGCCUCGGUGGGGAUGCUUCACACUAUUUGAAGAUAAUCUUCUAGGCAUGAUGUGUGGGGCCCACAUGAGGAUUGGGUCACCCCUAGUGAGCUGUUUCUGUUGGUGAGUCAGACACAUUUAAUAAGCCACUUCGGAUCUCUUGCCUUUACUUGUCUCCAGACAGUUUUGGCCCACCCCGGGCCACAGAUGAGACUCAGACCAAGCGCAUGUCCCCACAGACAGCCCCUUGCCUCAUGCUUCACGUGGCCCCUGCCCCAGGGCAUCUGUGUUGGUGCUGGGGUGUUGGAUUGCUGCGGGAUGCUGCCAGCACUUCCCCAACUGUACUGUGGACGUGCAGGGACCUAAAUCCCUGUCAAAUGAACCUCUCAUGAUGGGAGAAAGGAACUGGUGGGUAGAAUCUUCUCCCUCCCCCCUCUUGGUGGGGUGUCCUGAGACAAUCAGCAUAUAUACCUUCCCUGAGGAUGCUCCCAGCCGCCACCUUCAAAACAUACCUUGUGUCCCCGCUUCUGCCUUCCCUGCCUCACUCCCUCGUCACUGCUCCUCCUUUCCCCAGUUUGCAUUUCUUGAUAAAGUCAUAGCACAGAAGCAUUUGCCUCUGGUUUUGCUUUUUGGGAUAAACCAGGCUAAGACAAUGAGUAAUUUAAUGUUUGUUUUUUUUUUUUUUUUUCUGGUCACACACAAACACUUAUAACAUGAGGCAGGACUGAUAUAAACCAAAGGCUAUAAUAGUAUAGUGGCCCAAAUCAUGUCCAACUGGUCAAAAUGCUACACGUCCCCCCUGUCCACAUCCCCUUGGCCCCCAGUUUCUGUGCACGCUGGCAGUGUCCUCCUGCACGCACCUGCACUUUCCGCCUGAGGCAUUUCUCUCAGUCCACUCACAGGCCAAGUCUGAAUGACUGGCGAGUUCACGUCCCUAGGAGCCACCUUCAGCAAUCACCGAUGGAAGGUGGGGGAUAAGCACUUCAGCUUUUGGCGUGAACACUGCCCCCCGCCCCCAGCCAUUCUGUUGCUGACCAUACAGGCUCCUCAAAACAUACUCUUUGUUGGUUUUCCUCCUUCUUGCCUCACUCUCUCCUCCUCAACACCAACUUGCUGGAACCCCCUUCCUAAUAAACCUCUGUCCUCGAAUCCUGGUCUCAAGGUCAGCUUCUGCGGGAACGAAUCUAAGGCGGCAUCAUGGAGGAAGAGGCACUGAAGCCAGAACCUUAGCAGAGGUCAGUGCGCAUGGGCAGAAGUAGUGGAUUGAAGGCCGUCCAUACAGACUGAAUGUCAGGACAGAGACAGAAAUGGGAAAAUAAGGCAUGUUUGGAGAGUGGCUGGAGCAGGGUCUUUGUCAGGAAAUGGUGACAGGAAACCAUGCUCACAUAGAGUCAGACAUGAAGAAUUUUUCGUGCUAGACAAAGGAGACAGAGCGAGGAGUUAAGACUUAACUAUGGGUGGGGUAUAAGGUGGGGGUGGGGUGGGAGAGUGACAGGUUUCUAUUCCCUUCAUUCCCUUCAUCUCCGUCUAUCCUCACAUUAAUGUAUGGGGGACAUUUGCUCAUCUCCAGAUGAAAACUGGACGUAUGAAAAUUGAUCAGAUCUCUACAGAGAGAGGUUUACCCUGUGUUGUAUGUGCUCCCCUCUGACUCCAAGUGAGUCCGUCUUUUCUGAGAAGAUCCAAGGCAGGUAAAGGAGACCCAGCAGGAUAGAGGCAAAAUGGAGAGAGGAUGAAGACGAAGGGAGAAAGUGAUUUCCAGAAAACUACUGGAGCUAAAUCGGGCACAGAAGACCCCAAGGCAGGAAGAAGGAGAUUCCUGGAUUCUGUCUUUUUUGUAAUAGCUUGAGUAAUGUUGAGCUUUUCAGCAGAUGAACUGAGGUAUAUCCUUCCCACCCUCAUGGGACUUAGUAAUCAUGUUUAACUUAUUUAUAAUAAACAUGCAAGCACACACAUACAACUACUGAUGAUAAACUCUGGGAAAUAAAAUUGGAGGGAGAAAAGAGUAAGGAGAUUUUUUUUUAACCUUUGCUGUUACAUAAAGCUCGAAGAAGACUA